Messenger RNA from Ricinus communis (castor bean), 1233 nucleotides. Its product is annotated as galactose mutarotase. Gene Ontology annotation, molecular function: aldose 1-epimerase activity; carbohydrate binding. Gene Ontology annotation, biological process: glucose metabolic process; beta-D-galactose catabolic process via UDP-galactose, Leloir pathway. The transcript has 5 exons. The record is from RefSeq and is a predicted model, not a curated record. Bases 64 to 1158 code for a protein of 364 amino acids. Lineage: Eukaryota; Viridiplantae; Streptophyta; Magnoliopsida; Malpighiales; Euphorbiaceae.
UAUGCUUAGUCCAGGGUCCUCUUUUAAUGACAUUUUAAGCUGUUUUAAUCAAAUACAAUUACAAUGGCUAGGAAUAAUAAUAAGAUAUCUUCUUUUUGUUGUGUUCUUUUGGUUGCUUUGCUGGUUGCUGAUAAUUACAAUGGCUGUCGAGCAGGAGGGACUGAAGAGGUUGGUGUUUACGAAUUAAAGAGGGGAGACUUCUCUAUCAAGUUCACUAAUUUUGGUGCUUCCAUGAUUUCUGCUAUUCUCCCUGACAAACAUGGGAAUUUAGCUGAUGUUGUUCUCGGGUUUGACUCCGUUGAUGUCUAUAAGAAUGAUACGACCUAUUUCGGAAAUAUUGUUGGACGUGUUGCCAACAGAAUUGGAAAGGCUCAAUUUACUUUAGAUGGAAUUCUUUACAAAUUGGUCCCUAAUGAUAAUAAAGUAAACAUUUUACAUGGUGGCCCUAAGGGCUUCAGUGAAGUUGUAUGGUCUGUCUAUAGUUACAGAAAAGACAGCCACAUCACUUUCACCUAUGAAAGCUUUGAUGGCGAGCAAGGUUUUCCUGGUGAUCUUUCUGUAUCAGUUACAUACUCUAUAAUUGGCACAAACAGAUUGGGUGUGAAAAUGAUAGCCAAACCCAAAGACAAGCCUACUCCAGUGAACAUAGCCUUGCACACUUACUGGAAUCUUGGCGGGCAUAACAGCGGUGACAUCUUCUCCCACACCAUCCAAAUCUUUGGAUCGAAAAUCACUCCAGUUGAUAAAGAUCUCAUCCCAACUGGUGAAAUCAAAUCCAUGGAAGGCACACCAUAUGAUUUCUUGCAGCCCCGCACAAUUGGAAGCAGGUUCAAAGAGUUGCCUGAUGGAUAUGACAUGAACUAUGUGCUACAGGAUUUGAAUCCUGGGCAUCUGAAGAAGGCUGCUGUGGUGAAAGACAGUGUUUCUGGAAGGACAAUGGAGCUCUGGACCAACAAACCUGGAUUGCAGUUUUAUACGAGUAAUAUGUUGGAUAAUGUUGAGGGAAAAGAUGGAGCUGUUUAUAAGAGAUAUGCAGGAAUUGCAUUGGAGACACAAGGUUUUCCUGAUUCUGUUAAUCAUCCUAAUUUCCCAUCACAGAUUGUUAAUCCAGGAGAGACUUAUGAGCAUAUUAUGGUUUAUAGGUUCACUGCUCAUUAGUUGAGAGAUUCUUAAUGUGGAUCAUAGUUAGUGUUUUUAGUUUUAAUUAUGAAUAAUUUCUUAUUUUCUUAGAAA